Pelodiscus sinensis (Chinese soft-shelled turtle) is the source of this 516-nucleotide messenger RNA. NCBI's taxonomy places the organism in Eukaryota, Metazoa, Chordata, Testudines, Trionychidae. The record is from RefSeq and is a predicted model, not a curated record.
GCUAGCUGAGCCGGCCCGUCUUGGAGGGAGAUGCAGGCCUGUAGCGUGGGGAGCUGCCUGCUGGCUGCGCUCAGCCUGCUGCUGCUCUGCCUGGCUCUCAGCACCGACUACUGGCUGGUGGCCUACGGCCCCAAGGACACGUUCCACAGCGGGCUCUGGCAGCAGUGUACAGUGGGCAGGGUGUGUGUGUCCCCUGCCCAGGUCAAUGGGUAUAUACAAGCCACCCGGGCCUUCCUGAUCCUGGCAGCUCUGGCCGCGGCCGUCUGCAUCCUGUCCCUGCUGUCCUCCAUCAUAUCCUGCUUCCAGAGCCCCGUGAGCCUCAGCCUCGUCGCUUCCCUCUCAGCCUUCGCUGCCGCUGGCUGCACCCUGGUUUCCAUGGCCGUGUUCAGUGCCGAGUCGUGGGACAAGAACAAGGACGGGCAGAUCCAACUGACCUUCGAAUGGUCCUUCUACCUGGGCUGGGCAGCCCUGCCGCUGCUGGUCCUGAGCGGCCAGGGUCGGCGACAGAGAGGCUGA